Molecule: messenger RNA, 1777 nt
Organism: Phoenix dactylifera (date palm)
Lineage: Eukaryota; Viridiplantae; Streptophyta; Magnoliopsida; Arecales; Arecaceae
Biological process (GO): mRNA splicing, via spliceosome
Cellular component (GO): ASAP complex; cytoplasm; nucleoplasm
Molecular function (GO): RNA binding
Source: RefSeq, a predicted model, not a curated record
UUUUAACAAGUUCGCUCCCACCAAAGUUGCUCAGCCGUUCCCGACCAAAACCCUAGCCUUCUAGGGAUUCCACCGCUCCCUCCCCCGCCGCCGCGGCCAUGGUGAAGCCCGGUCGAGCCCGGCCGGCCGCUCCGUCGGGGUCAGCGUCGCCCUCUUCCUCUUCGCCCUCGCGCUCGACCUCCGGUUCGUACUCCCGGUCGCGGUCUCGCUCACGAUCCAGGUCCUUGUCCUACUCCUCCUCCUCUCCCUCCCGAAGCGUGAGCUCUCGGAGCCGAUCACCUCCGCCACAGAGAAGAAGUCCAAGUGGAGCUGGUAGAAGAGGUCGUUCGCCAUCACCACUGCCUAAAAGAGCUUCACCCCCAAGGAAAGCAUCUCCAGUAUCUGAGUCUGUGGUUCUUCACAUUAAUCAUCUGUCAAGGAAUGUCAGUGAAGCUCAUCUAAAAGAAAUAUUCAGUAAUUUUGGUGAAAUAGUCAAUGUGGAGCUGACAAUGGACCGGAUUGUUAAUCUUCCUCGGGGUUAUGGCUAUGUUGAGUUCAGGAAGAGGUCUGAUGCUGAGAAGGCUCUUCUUUACAUGGAUGGUGGUCAAAUUGAUGGAAAUGUUAUCCGAGUAAAAUUUACUCUAGCGCAACGGCAAAAAGCAUCUCCCCCUGCAAAGGCAAUUCCUCGUGCUCCAAAAAGAGAAGCUCCUCAAAGAGAUAAAGUUGGUGCCAGUGCUGAAAAGGAUGCUCAACAGUGGCCUAGGGAGUCUUCUCCACGUCGGAAACCACUGUCACCUCCGCGAAGACGCUCUCCUCCAGCAAAUCGAAGAGUUGAUUCACCUAGGCAUCGACCUGAUUCACCUCCUCGUCGUCGUGUAGAUUCGCCUAUGCGUCACCGAGCAGAUUCUUCUCCUUACCAACGUGGAACCCCACCUUGGAGGAGAGCAGCAUCUCCUCCUAGAAGACGUUCUCCUUCUCCUCCUCCAAGGAGGCAUAGAUCACCUGCACGGUUCUCUCCACGAAGGAGUCGUGGUGGUCUAGUCCACAAGCGUUCCCCAAUUCCUCCUAGGCGGCGAUCACCUCCAAGACGACCAAGGAGCCCUCCAAGAAGGUCACCUCCUCCUCGCCAUCGUAGCCGUUCACCUGUUCGAAGGCCUGUUCGUUCCCAUUCUAGAUCGGUCUCUCCUCGCAGACGCAGGGGUCGGGCACCACCUCAAAGGCGUGGAAGGUCAGACUCAUCAUAUUCUGAAUCACCCAGUCCUCGUAAGGGAGCUCGAAAGAUAUCAAGAAGUCGCAGUCCUAGAAGGCCUGCUAGAGGGAGAAGUGCCAGCAUCAGCCGCAGCAAAUGCUCCCCUUCCCCUCGGCCUAAUUAGCAUUUUUCAGGUUGUAAGGGCAUGCAGGUAUCUCUCUCCCCCUCUUUCAAUCCCAAAGGAAAGCCCGGUUGCAUCCCCUCCCCUCCACCUCUUUUCUGGUUUUGCUAUAUGCCCAGAAGUACAAAGCGCAAAGUUCAAACAUGAUGCAAGGCGAUGUCAAGGAAUAUGCAAGUAUUGAGAGACAAGGUCCAAGAAAUCAGAAAGAUGUCCAGUUUUCUUUUCUAGAUAUUUGGUGGAGAGAAUUCCUUGGUUCAGUUUCUUCCUUCAAACUGUGUUUAACGUUCUUUAAGCUGCUUUUUGAAAAUUGUACUAAAAAUUCUGUAUCAGAGAGAAAUUCCAUCUGUACUAGAACUGGCUUGAUGAUGUUCAGACAUCAGUUCUGAUAUCCAACUUAUUUUCCUGCAACUGUUGUUGCGACUUUGGCA